Lepisosteus oculatus (spotted gar) is the source of this 2779-nucleotide messenger RNA. The record is from RefSeq and is a predicted model, not a curated record. NCBI's taxonomy places the organism in Eukaryota, Metazoa, Chordata, Actinopteri, Semionotiformes, Lepisosteidae.
UUACUAGCUCAGAUUCGGCGCGCCUAUUCUGCGUCACGUUUCCUAGCAACCAAGUUCCAACUGCUUUCAAAUAAAAACAAAAUAUUUUUUUUCUGUUACUUUUUAUGGUUUGUUUUAAAAAUCAUGACAAAAAAAAAAACAAAAAGGUUGUCGUUUUCUGUGUAGUCUACGAUUAAAAGUGAAAUUAGGAAAAAACACGCUGCUGUUCCUGCAGCUUCUCCGGGGGACGUGUAGUUCGAAGGCAGUUAUAUUAUUACCGUUUUAUUUCAAUAGACACGAGUUUUUAAAACAAUUUAAAUUUAGAAAUACGCAGAAUAUAUUCUAAGUGAAUCCCGUAUCGGUGCCUUGUGGUUAAAAGAGGGUAAAAGCUGUGAUGACUCAGGCCAGUAGGAGAGCUCUCGCGGACAAGACGCAGGCGCUGAAGGUGUGUGGCAAGCAUCUCAAGCCAGGCGGAGACUGGGACACACACGACGCACCCACCCUGCUGGACUGCCAUCGCACCUGGAGCCGCAGUGGCAGGACACAGCCACCGGAGGGCGCUCUAGCCCGCAGGGUGAGGAGACGCAGGACGCGGAAAGAGCGGAGCUUGGCGAGGAGAAGCAGGGCGCUGGGGCUUGAGGACCGCCCGCACUGUCGCCCCCGGCCCCCCCAGCCUCACAGAGACCGCCGCGGGGGGCGGGGUCACGCCUGCGCCUGCUGCCGCAGCUGCCGGGGUCCCCCCCCCAGAGAGACGGCGUUCGCCAGGACCUUGCCCCGCCGGGACCCCCUCGUCAUCACGGAGCACCGGCUGACCGGACACCGCGGGCUCUUCAACCGCGAGGUCAAGUCGCUGGACAUCGACCGCCUGCUGGCCACGGGGGAGAGGACAGAGGGCAGCGGUGACCCCCACUCUGCCCCCCUCUCCGCUUCUCCCUCCCUUGAGCCCCCCCCAGUCGACGCUCCACCGAGGGACGCUCUCGCCGAGGCAGAAGGCGUGGGCACCCCUGGGUCUCGCCACCAGGAGGCGCCGUGCAGGCCCACGGGGGACAGGGGGCUGUGUGGCUCACAGGAGAGGGACGCGGUCCACCCAGACAGCGCGGCAGCAAGGCCGCAGGCUGGUACCAGCCGGGGUUCGAGAGCCGAGCCAGGAGACAGCGAGAGUGAGGCUCCGCCUGACCCCGGGGGAGACCCCGGCGCCGGGAACGAAGCCCGGACCGAGCUGAGCUGCAGGCUGGAUCCCCUCCAAUCACACGGCACCGCAGGAAGAGUGGAGUGCUGCCCCAGCACACCUGAGGCGCAGUCAGGGGAGACCGGAGCCCGCCAUCAGACAGCACUAGCCGCUCCGACGAAAGCCCAGUCAUGUGACUGCCAGUCGCGGUCCGAUCCCCUGGCCAGGGAGAGCCGUCUGCACGCGGCGAUGGAGGCGGGUGUCAGCGGCGCUACGCCCGAGGAGAGGAACCCCAUUUCUGCCCUGGCCUUGCAGCUCUGCCAGGGGCUGGACCUGCGCCCCCUCCAGCAAGGGGGGAGCCUGCUGCAGGAGCAGAGGGAGGGGCUGCAGCGCUUGCUGUGGCAGCAUCAUGGGCAGCGGCUGGACCUGCACCUGCUGGCAGUGCGCAGGAGACUGAGCUACGCAGACUCCAGCUCUGAACCCUUGGCUGGCAGUUCUGGAACAAAGCCAGACCUUCACCCCACCAGACCUGACCCGGCCUCAUCCCGCAAGAGAAGGAGGAAGCAGGACGUCCCAAAGAAAGUGGAGACUUUGCCGUUUCUUGCUGAGGCAUCACAGCAAGGGCCGGCAUACAGCGAGGACAGAGACAUGGCUGUGCCGUGGAGCAGGAGCGGCAGUCCAGUGCAGACUAGGGGCUCCUCCGCGGGGCCCCUGCCAGACCCCGACACAGCCAGCUCCCCCAUCUUUUUCUCGGACUUCACCCCGUCCCCUCCCUUCCUCCUGUUCCCUGCUGGAGACAGCGCGGCGCCCGAGGGCCUGGGGGGGCCUUCAGAGCAGGCUGAAGGCAGCACAAGGGGGGCAGGGGGGCACUUCGGGGCUCCGGAGCGCCGCAGCCCGCAGCAUCGCGCUCGCCGCUCCUCGAUCAGACAGGCCUGCGGGGCGCCCUGUCCCCUCUCUCCUGCCCUGCCUCUAGGGGGCGCACCGGGCCGAGGGGACACAGCCGCGCAGUGGCUCGAUCGCGGAGGCUGUCUUCCUGCUGGGGCGCGCAGGCACCACUCUCGCCAGAAGCCCCUCCCCAGAAUCGAGAUCCUGGCAUCGCAGUCCUGGCAGUCGCAGUCCGGGCAGUCGCAGUCCUGGCAGUCGCAGUCCGGGCAGUCGCAGACCUGGCAGUCGCAGUCCUGGCAGUCGCAGACCUGGCAGUCGCAGUCCGGGCAGUCGCAGACCUGGCAGUCGCAGACCUGGCAGUCGCAGUCCGGGCAGUCGCAGUCCUGGCAGUCGCAGUCCUGGCAGUCGCAGACCUGGCAGUCGCAGUCCGGGCAGUCGCAGUCCUGGCAGUCGCAGUCCUGGCAGUCGCAGACCUGGCAGUUGCAGUCCGGACAGUCGCAGUCCUGGCAGUCGCAGUCCUGGCAGUCGCAGACCUGGCAGUUGCAGUCCGGACAGUCGCAGACCUGGCAGUCGCAGUCCUGGCAGUCGCAGUCCUGGCAGUUGCAGACCUGGCAGUUGCAGUCCGGACAGUCGCAGUCCUGGCAGUCGCAGACCUGGCAGUCGCAGUCCGGACAGUCGCAGACCUGGCAGUCGCAGUCUGGGCAGUCGCAGACCUGGCAGUCGCAGACCUGGCAGUCGCAGGGUUAG